Messenger RNA from Amblyraja radiata (thorny skate), 378 nucleotides. RefSeq names its product late histone H2B.L4-like. Gene Ontology annotation, cellular component: nucleosome. Gene Ontology annotation, molecular function: protein heterodimerization activity; DNA binding; structural constituent of chromatin. NCBI's taxonomy places the organism in Eukaryota, Metazoa, Chordata, Chondrichthyes, Rajiformes, Rajidae. The coding region runs from base 1 to 378 and encodes 125 amino acids. The transcript has a single exon. The record is from RefSeq and is a predicted model, not a curated record.
AUGCCCGAGAAUGUGAGCAAGGUGAUCGCCAAGAAAGGGGCCAAGAAGGCGGCUUCCAUGUCGCACCCGAAGGGCCAGAAGAGGCGGCGCCGGGUCCGCAGGGAGAGCUACGGCAUCUACGUGUAUAAGGUGCUGAAGCAGGUGCACCCGGACACGGGCAUCUCCUCCAAGGCCAUGAGCAUCAUGAACUCCUUCGUCAACGACGUCUUCGAGCGGAUCGCCUGCGAGGCGCUGCGCCUGGUGCACUACAGCGGGCGGCACACUAUGUCGUCGCGGGAGAUCCAGACGGCCGUGAGGCUGCUGGUGCCCGGGGAGCUGGCCAAGCACGCCGUCUCCGAGGGCACCAAGGCCGUCACCAAGUACACCAGCUGCAAAUGA